UGGAUAGUUCUCGCGGCAGUUGAGCCCUCGUGCGAGUGUACUGUCUGUGUGUGGUAUAGUGAGCGCGGUGGAGCGACGGGGAAGGAGAACGGAUACGGUUAGCAAGAUAGCGAAAUACAACGUCAUACUUAAAACAAUUUCAACAUUUUAUAACUUUAACGUAUGGUUUCGGACUUAUAUGGGAAUUCCCCGGGCAUUUGUCCGAGUCACGAAGGGCAACCAUAGGAGUUUUCUUUGAACAAGAGCGUCUCAAUCGCAUGGUACCUGACCUACACUCGGAUAGACACUCCGAAUCUCUUCUGCCUGUGUCAGCCGACCGUGAUCACUCGGGAGGAAAAAAAACUGGCUCUGAUCGGGAGAUGUGUAUACUGGUUGGUCUCAAGCAAGACUGUUGUCCUCUUUUGGCCAUGAACGGAACAUUUUGAAAAGGCAGCGGUGGGGCGGAAAUAUUGUUCUAUUCAUUAUCGUGGAUGACUGGACUCCUUGGGAGACGCAGUCAUACUCCCAGAGGAUAAAGAGCUUACACGUACGGAUCGCAAGAGCCGAGGACUGCCCCCGAGGACUGGGCUUUGUGUCCGAGCGCCUGUGUGUGCAGGGAGGGGUGUCGGGCCAUCAUCGCUGAUCUACUCGGAUUACUAAAAUAUAGAAAGCUAGAUUUCUUGGAUUUCCAACUAAAAAGGAUACACUCAAGAUGUAUCCACAGGGCCGGCAUCCGGCACCACACCAGCCUGGUCAACCGGGGUUCAAAUUCACUGUUGCAGAGUCUUGCGACCGGAUCAAAGACGAGUUUCAGUUCCUGCAAGCCCAAUACCACAGUCUUAAGGUGGAGUACGACAAACUGGCCAACGAGAAGACGGAGAUGCAGCGUCACUACGUUAUGUAUUACGAGAUGUCUUACGGGCUCAACAUCGAGAUGCACAAACAGACGGAGAUUGCCAAACGGCUCAAUGCGAUCUUAGCUCAAAUUAUGCCUUUUUUGUCACAAGAGCACCAACAGCAGGUUGCUCAGGCAGUUGAGCGUGCCAAGCAGGUGACCAUGACCGAGCUGAAUGCCAUCAUCGGGCAGCAGCAGCUCCAGGCGCAGCACCUGUCCCACGCGGCCCACGGGCCCCCCGUCCAGCUGCCCCCCCACCCGUCGGGCCUGCAGCCGCCCGGCAUCCCCCCCGUGCCCGGCUCGGGCUCCGGCCUGCUGGCCCUGGGGGCGCUGGGCAGCCAGGCCCACCUGCCCGUCAAGGACGAGAAGAACCACCACGAGCUGGAGCACAGAGAGCGCGAGUCGAGCACGAAUAACUCGGUGUCCCCGCCGGACAGCCUGCGCGCGGGCAGUGAGAAGCACCGCGGCUCCUCUGACUACAGCCUGGACUCCAAGAAGCGCAAGCUGGAGGAGAAGGACAGCAUGAGCCGAUACGACAGCGACGGGGACAAGAGCGAUGACCUGGUGGUGGACGUGUCCAAUGAGGAUCCCGCCACCCCGCGCGUCAGCCCCGCCCACUCCCCGCCAGAGAACGGCCUGGACAAGUCCCGCCCCCAACAGAAGAAAGACGCCCCCAACAGCCCCGCCUCCGUGGCCUCCUCCGGCAGCACCCCCUCCUCCAAGACCAAGGAGCACGUCCAUAAUGACAAGUCCACCACGCCGGGGCUGAAGUCCAACACCCCCACCCCACGCAACGAUGCCCCCACCCCAGGCACCAGCACCACCCCGGGACUCCGACCCAUCGUGGGCAAGCCCCCCGGCAUGGAGGCAUUAGCCCGCCUCGGGCCGCCCAUCGCGGGCUCCUACGCCACCCCCUUCGCCAUGAUGGGCACCGAAAUGCGCCUCGACCAGCCCUGGGUGACGCCUGCCUCCACUCUCCCCCAGAUGGCCUCGCUGCGCCCUCCUCGAGGAGCCCUUGUUCGCGUGUUGCAGGCCGGGUUCGAUCCCCACCCACACAUGAGAGCGCCCGGCCUUCCCGCCAGCCUGACCUCCAUCUCGGGCGGAAAACCGGCGUACUCCUUCCACGUGAGCGCUGACGGACAGAUGCAGCCGGUGCCCUUUCCUCCGGACGCCCUGAUUGGCCCGGGCAUCCCCCGCCACGCCCGCCAGAUCAACACGCUGAGCCACGGCGAGGUGGUGUGCGCCGUCACCAUCAGCAACCCCACCCGCCACGUCUACACCGGCGGCAAGGGCUGCGUCAAGAUCUGGGACAUCAGCCAGCCCGGCAGCAAGAGCCCCGUGUCCCAGCUGGACUGCCUGAACCGGGAUAACUACAUCCGCUCCUGCAAGCUGCUGCCGGACGGGCGCACGCUGAUCGUGGGCGGCGAGGCCAGCACGCUGACCAUCUGGGACCUGGCCUCCCAGACGCCGCGCAUCAAGGCCGAGCUCACGUCCUCCGCCCCCGCCUGCUACGCCCUGGCCAUCAGCCCCGACGCCAAGGUCUGCUUCUCCUGCUGCAGCGACGGCAACAUCGCCGUCUGGGACCUGCACAACCAGACGCUGGUCAGGCAGUUCCAGGGGCACACGGACGGCGCCAGCUGCAUCGACAUCUCCCACGACGGCACCAAGCUGUGGACCGGGGGCCUGGACAACACGGUGCGGUCCUGGGACCUGCGGGAGGGCCGGCAGCUGCAGCAGCACGACUUCACCUCCCAGAUCUUCUCCCUGGGCUACUGUCCGACGGGCGAGUGGCUGGCCGUGGGCAUGGAGAGCAGCAACGUGGAGGUCCUGCACCACACCAAGCCCGACAAGUACCAGCUGCACCUGCACGAGAGCUGCGUGCUCUCCCUCAAGUUUGCCUACUGCGGUAAAUGGUUUGUGAGCACUGGAAAGGACAACCUGCUCAACGCCUGGAGGACUCCGUACGGCGCCAGCAUUUUCCAGUCAAAGGAGUCCUCGUCCGUCUUGAGCUGCGACAUCUCUGCAGAUGACAAGUACAUCGUCACGGGCUCCGGGGACAAGAAGGCCACAGUGUAUGAAGUCAUCUACUAGACCUGCAGGCUGCCGUCCACAAAACAGCAGGCCUGAGCCGGGGGGAAUGCUGGCUCCUCCUCCUUUUCCUCCUCCUCCUUGACUGACCCCUCCUCCAGACUCCCAGGAUGUGGACUGCACACUGCGAGAGGGGCGGAGCCCAUCUCAGCCCCCCUCACCCCCCCCCCCGCCCCCCCACUGCGGAACCCCCGCUCAUUCGGCUAACACUUCCUGACUGAGCACAGUUCUUACGGCACUAGAGAAGUAAAUAUUGUCUCAGCUUUUCUCCUCUUUGUUCUGUUCCUGGGAUCAUGGUGUUUUUUUGUGUUUUUACACAAUGAGAACGUUCCGUAACUGAACAUGAAGCGGCGCUUCAUUUUUAACCUGGCUCGUUCGCUGGAAGUCUUGUGAAAAGUGUAAAUACUGGAGUAAUAAAGGCGUUUUAUAAAUAUA
Messenger RNA from Anguilla rostrata (American eel), 3397 nucleotides. RefSeq names its product TLE family member 3, transcriptional corepressor a (gene tle3a). The record is from RefSeq and is a predicted model, not a curated record. Gene Ontology annotation, cellular component: transcription regulator complex; nucleus. Bases 692 to 2965 code for a protein of 757 amino acids. Gene Ontology annotation, molecular function: transcription corepressor activity; protein binding. Gene Ontology annotation, biological process: negative regulation of canonical Wnt signaling pathway; regulation of DNA-templated transcription. The transcript has 21 exons. Lineage: Eukaryota; Metazoa; Chordata; Actinopteri; Anguilliformes; Anguillidae.